Molecule: messenger RNA, 708 nt
Organism: Peronospora matthiolae
Lineage: Eukaryota; Oomycota; Peronosporomycetes; Peronosporales; Peronosporaceae
Source: the annotation of a GenBank genome assembly
AUGGUUGGCCUAGGGCCGAGUGAUCAAGGAUGUGAUUCCUUUGAUGUGUGUAUGGUGGCACGUGAAACUACACCGAGUGCGGUCGGCCGUGAGAGCACCGCACCGAAUGUCGGUAAUGACAUUUUUGGUGAUAAGCCAUUUAGUGUGGGCGGCCGUGAAGACUCCACGCUUAACGUCGGUAAUGGCGUUGUUGGCGACUCGCCAUAUAUUGUGGGCGGCCGUGAGGGCACCACACCUAAUGUCAAUAAUGAUAUUGUUGGCGAUACGCCGUAUAGUGUGGACGGCCGUGAGGGCACCACGCUUAACGCCGGUAAUGGCGUUGUUGGCGAUACGCCGUAUAGCGUGGGCGGCCGUGAGGGCACCACACCUAAUGUCAGUAAUGAUACUGUUGGCGAUACGCCGUAUAGUGUGGACGGCCGUGAGGGCACCACACCUAAUGUCAAUAAUGAUAUUGUUGGCGAUACGCCGUAUAGUGUGGACGGCCGUGAGGGCACCAGGAUUAACGCCGGUAAUGGCGUUGUUGGCGAUACGCCGUAUAGUGUGGGCGGCCGUGAGGGCACCACACCUAAUGUCAGUAAUGAUACUGUUGGCGAUACGCCGUAUAGUGUGGACGGCCGUGAGGGCACCACACCUAAUGUCGGUCAAGACAAAAGCUCUCGUAUAGAGCGUCUCGAAGAGACGAUCGAGACGCCGGGUAGCUACUUUUAA